This is a messenger RNA of Condylostylus longicornis, 501 nucleotides long. Its product is annotated as proteasome assembly chaperone 4-like. NCBI's taxonomy places the organism in Eukaryota, Metazoa, Arthropoda, Insecta, Diptera, Dolichopodidae. The coding region runs from base 118 to 495 and encodes 125 amino acids. Gene Ontology annotation, biological process: proteasome assembly. The transcript has a single exon. The record is from RefSeq and is a predicted model, not a curated record.
ACAAACCUAAAAAUACUUGUUCUCUUCCCGGUAUUUUUAUAUUUUAAUUUACUUAAUUUACUUUACAAAUUGAAGCAAUUGGAUCAUCCACUUUCUUACGGAAAUAAAACUAGCAAAAUGAGUGAAGGAACUGAAUAUAAAAAAGAACCGUCUAAGUUUACAUCUCAACUUUUCACAACACAAGUAGGAGAAUCUACUUAUAAUUUUCGUGUUUUAAAAAUGGUAAAUUCUAUAUUCAUAUACAUUGGAACUCAAGGUAAUGAAAGUUUAGAUGAAAUGGGAAUAGCAAUGCCAAUGAAAAAUAAUGAAAUAGUUGGAACAACAAUAGCUGGUCCUUUAUUGGGUUGUGAUAGUCAAGAACUGGCUAGUAAAUUAGCAAAACGGCUAGGUAAACAGGUUUUCAUUAGUUGUAAUAUUCCUACAGAUAGAAUGAUCAGACCAGCGAUUGAAAAGGCUUUAACUGAAAAAAUAAAACUGCAUCCAGAUGCUUUUUAAAACAUU